Messenger RNA from Caenorhabditis remanei, 2025 nucleotides. RefSeq lists its product as uncharacterized. Gene Ontology annotation, molecular function: protein binding. Gene Ontology annotation, biological process: innate immune response. The record is from RefSeq and is a predicted model, not a curated record. The transcript has 7 exons. Lineage: Eukaryota; Metazoa; Nematoda; Chromadorea; Rhabditida; Rhabditidae. The coding region runs from base 1 to 2025 and encodes 674 amino acids.
AUGGGAUACGAAGCAAUCACACUCAAGGAAUUCGAGAUUUGGUAUAAUCGAUUUUCUCGCGGAGAGUUUGAUCUAGAAUACGAUAUCAGAUUGGAACCAAAAACCCGCGAUUUCUGUCAGCUGCCGACUUGUGUCAUUGAGAAAGUAUUGGAAAAAACGAGUUAUAAAGACCAAUUGACCGUCCGAAAAGUGUCUCGUGACCUCAAAUCUAUCGUUGAUUCCAUGAGAUCCUCCCUGAAAUCGAUUGAAAUGAUUUGGCAUUCGGAUCACAUUAAGUGUCGCUUUGAUGACCAUUUAGUUGUGUACUCGAAGAAAGAAAAUAUCAAAUGCGUUGGUGAUGACGUCAUCAGAGUAAUUGAUAAGAACUAUGAAGGAUUGGCGCUUCGUGAUUGGAAAUUUCCGAUGAGAAAUCCGAAACUUCGAUUGGAUAUUCUCAAAAUUGAGUGCAAAGAGCCUAGCAAUAGAAUGAGGGAGAACACGAAAAUCGAGAAGUUGAGCGAGUUUGUCAUGGACCUUCAUGACGCUAUCGAGUCAAUUUGGAGAGUUAAUGUUCAAAAGCUUCAAAUCGAUAGUUUCCACCCGAAAAUCAAUCAUGUCGAAUACAUUCUCCAACAUCUUGUACCAGGAUACCUGAAAUCCAUCGUAAUGCCAGAUUUUGAUCUGAAACGUGAUGAGUUGAACGUCGAAAUGCCCACUGACCCGGCGCCUGGGGUGGAACCAAGCGAAGCUUAUAAAAGAGCAAAAUCCAAUUAUUGGAGAGCUUGGUCCUUGAAGAAUGACAUCUACGAAGUUAUCAAGUUCAAGCAAUGGAAAGAGGCGGAGGAGUUGCAUUUGAAAUAUAACUGGGAUUACUUCUAUGAUGAAGAUCUCAUUCAUUUCAAACGAUUCCAUUUCACGGAUUGUAAUCUUGAUCGGAAAAGAUUGAUUCAUUUGAGAGAGAUAUUCUCCGAAUCAACUAAUUUCGAGUUAUGCACUCUCACUUCACCCAAUUUCCAAAUCUGCUCUGAAUAUCUCGAAUCGUUCUGUGAAAAACUCGACUCGGGAGAUCCAUCCGUUCUCAUUUUAAACUACAAGAUUCCUGACGAUUCAAACAAAAUAAAACCAGUUUUCGAAACUUACAAAAGUUUCUGUGAAGUGAUGGGAUACGAAGCAAUCACACUCAAGGAAUUCGACAUUUGGUAUCAUCGAUUUUCUCGCGGAGAGUUCGAUCUGGAACACAAUAUUGGACCGAAUAUGUCUGCCCUCGAAUUCUCCAAUUUGCCCACCGACGCAAUUGGGAAAAUCAUUGAGAAAUGUGAUCUCAAAGAGCAAUUGACUCUCCGAAAAGUGUCGAAAAACCUGCAUUCUCUAGUCGAUGAACAGAAAAUUGCAUACAAAUCGAUCGAAAUCUAUCUGGAAGAUUCGUUUAUCUUUUGUGCGCAUAACGACAAAAAAGUUGUGUAUGCAAGCGAGAAUCUGGAUGAGAAGAAAGGAUAUGGUUACAUUUUCAAGAGAUCUUUCAUUAUCAGAAGCGAAGAUUAUGUGAAAAUCGCUUUGAAUGAUUUGUCGAUUGCACUGAAAAAUCCAAAAUUGCGGUUGGAAUUCUUUGAUCUGAAAGUCUUCAGUGACUCCAAUGAUAUAAUGAAUCGAUUGGAGAGCCUUCUGAAACAUCAGAAUCACAAACAAUACGUCAAAAGAGUGUCAGUCUAUUCGGAGUCCCCUGAAUGUCUUCUAUCGGGUCUCCCCUGUCUCAGACCGAAAGUGCUUGAGGGUAUUUCAAUUUACGGAAGUGGCGAAGACAGGGACUUUUGGGCAUCGAAAGAAUCGGAACGAUUAUUCUCCACGUCUACCGAAUUCGAGUCAUGUACUGUCGAAUUAUUGGGACUCGAAAACUGCUCUGAGUACCUAGAAUCGUUCUGUGAAAAAGUAGACACCAAAUAUACAUCCGUUCUUCUCUACCGCUUCAAGAUUCCUGACGAGACGAACAAAGUUUUGGAGUUCAAAUUAGAUAAAGAUGAAAUCAUUAUCAAGAAGAAGAAUUUCUGA